Lindgomyces ingoldianus is the source of this 937-nucleotide messenger RNA. Its product is annotated as mitochondrial fission 1 protein. NCBI's taxonomy places the organism in Eukaryota, Fungi, Ascomycota, Dothideomycetes, Pleosporales, Lindgomycetaceae. Bases 148 to 609 code for a protein of 153 amino acids. The record is from RefSeq and is a predicted model, not a curated record. Gene Ontology annotation, cellular component: peroxisomal membrane; mitochondrial outer membrane. The transcript is spliced from 3 exons. Gene Ontology annotation, molecular function: protein binding. Gene Ontology annotation, biological process: autophagy of mitochondrion; mitochondrial fission; peroxisome fission.
GUCACCCGCGACUUUUCACGAGACAUUGUGGUGCAUCCCUGCCGCCUGGGUAUAUUGUACCAUAAUUGCGUCUUUUCACCACCGCACCUCAACCUCUCUCUCUCUUAGACCUCCUGCAACUAGAGCAAGCUCUACUACGACGGCAAAAUGUCGCCUUCAUUACCCUAUGCCGCCGACGUAGAAUCGCCCCUCAAACCAGAAGAGCUACAAGUCCUCCGCGCACAGUAUGAGAAGGAAGGCGAAUACGUCGGUCUCCAGACAAAAUUCAAUUACGCCUGGGGUCUAAUAAAAUCCAAUAACCGCUCCGAACAACAAGAAGGAGUCCGCCUACUCUCUGAAAUCUUCCGCAACAGCCGCGAACGCCGACGGGAAUGCUUGUACUACCUCGCGCUCGGUAAUUACAAGCUUGGGAACUAUGCAGAGGCUAGGCGUUAUAAUGAGUUGCUGUUAGAGCUGGAGCCGGCGAAUCUACAGGCGGGGAGCUUGAAGGGGCUGAUCGACGAUAAAGUUGCGAAGGAGGGACUUGUGGGCGUGGCGAUUGUGGGUGGAUUAGCAGUUGCAGCGGGGAUUGUGGGGAGUUUGCUUGUUAGGGGGGGGCGGAGGAAGUAGAGAUGGGCAUACGGGAUUAUUUGUAUAUGAAGGACAGUAGUUGAUGAGUGUGGGAUAAAUAGGUAUUGGACUUGGCAAUGAAGAAGGGAAUGAGGUUUUGGAUGGGAUGGAGACUCUGAAGAUACAUGGAAAUCCUUAAGGAUCUUGUAGGGGAGUUGAUGGACUAAUCAUGUGUCGUAGAUUGUAUAGUAUCCUCGUGGCCUGUCAAGUAUUUGCGCAUACAGAUGUUAUCGCAUACCAUAGAUCAUAAUCACGGUAGACGCGAUCUAUUAACCCUCUGACCAAACUCAGGGAGAAGGUAAACAUGAAGUUUAUUUUGUCCCAAAUC